Messenger RNA from Aaosphaeria arxii CBS 175.79, 1313 nucleotides. Its product is annotated as DNA repair family protein. Lineage: Eukaryota; Fungi; Ascomycota; Dothideomycetes; Pleosporales. Gene Ontology annotation, biological process: DNA repair. Bases 250 to 1221 code for a protein of 323 amino acids. The record is from RefSeq and is a predicted model, not a curated record. The transcript has a single exon.
CUUCGUGCGUCGCGUCUGGCAAACCGUUUAUUGAUUGACGUUUUGUUUUUUUGGGGAAUUGAGAUAUCGCGGGAUUUGGGUUUUCAUACAAACUGUUGUAAUUUUGUGUGGAAAUCUUCAGGCUAUCAGACUUUUUUGCACUGGGAAGAGUAGAAGCUCUAUACGAAGUUACAGACGUGUGCUAUCGACAAUAUAAAAAGAAUAUAUCUACCACUCCAUAUCAACACGACCUUCGAAUCACCAGCAACCAUGAAGCGCGGCGCAAUCGACUCCUUCUUCAAACCCUCAACACCAAAGAAACCCAAAUACGAGGUAUCAACAUCCACAUCAAACCAUCCAUCAUAUCCCUUCCCGAUCCCACAUCUCCCGCCCUCCAUCGCUGAACAACUUGGCUUCGCGCCCGCAGAAGAAGGCCAAACAAUCAACGACCAACGCGACCUCGACCUCAUCUACUACCAACCCUACAUCCCCUCCUCCAUCGCCCCAGACCUCUUCGACUUCCUCCGCAAAGAGCUCUUCUUCCAACGCGUGGUCUACAACAUCAAGCGCGGCGACAUCACCACCACAAUCCACACCCCGCGCUUCACCACCGUCUUCGGCGUAGACUCCACCUCCCUCUUCACCUCACCCACCCCAGACGGUGACGGCGUCGCCACACUCGUAGACGCCCAAACCAACAAACCCAUCGAGCGCACCCGCUACAAAUGCACACCCCGCCCCCUCCCCCAAUGCCUCGACACACUCCGCAAGCUCACGCAGGGCACGACCGGCGAAACCUUCAACUUCUGCCUCGUGAACUACUACGCCGACGGCAACGACAGCAUAUCGUACCACAGCGACGACGAGCGGUUCCUGGGCGCGAACCCCGCGAUCGCGUCCUUCUCCCUCGGCGCGCGGCGGGAUUUCCUCAUGAAGCAUAAGCCCGUCGUGGCGCCUACGCCCAAGGACCGGGAGGGGGAGGAGUUUAAGGUGGUGAAGUUGGGGCUCGGGAGCGGCGAUAUGGUGCUCAUGCGUGGAGCGACGCAGGCGAAUUGGCUACAUAGUGUGCCGAAGAGGAAGGGGGAGGCGGCGGGCAGGGGGAGGAUCAAUGUCACGUUUAGGAGGGCGUUGGUGAGGGAGGGGACGGAGAAUUAUUAUCGGUAUAAUGUUGGGGAUGGGGGGGUGUUUAGGUGGGAUGAAGGGGAGGGGAGGAUGGUGGAUUGGAAGGGUGGGAGGGAGUAGGAGGAGGUGGUGGAUUAUAGAGGGUUCUUUUCUAUCAUGAUGAUCAGAGGUUGAAAAUGAAUCUCACUACAUGUUGGACAGGGGAUAUGGGA